AUGGACGCAGCACGCGAAUACUUGGAGGCCCAGCUGCCGCCGGCAGAGGAGCAGUGGCAGCUUUUGCGCGCGGCUCUUUGCUGCUGUGGCAAGGUUGGCGAAGAUCUCUCGGCACGCACCAGCGAUUCCAGCGAGGGUGACAGCGACGAAGAUGUGCAGCUCCGCACGUGCAGGACCCGGCGCAACUCUUUGCCAGACACUGCACAACUGCCGCUGUUUCUGGGGAUCGGGGCGGCUGAGACUCCAAAGUCGUCUCGACACAGGCGAUCCGUGGGCCACGAAUCCAUCCAACGCGGUCAGCUGGAUGGAUGA
This is a messenger RNA of Effrenium voratum, 312 nucleotides long. The record is from the annotation of a GenBank genome assembly. Lineage: Eukaryota; Dinophyceae; Suessiales; Symbiodiniaceae.